Molecule: messenger RNA, 543 nt
Organism: Striga asiatica
Lineage: Eukaryota; Viridiplantae; Streptophyta; Magnoliopsida; Lamiales; Orobanchaceae
Source: the annotation of a GenBank genome assembly
AUGGCCUCGGUCGAUAACCUCGCCGCCCUUGACCACUUCAAUGAAAACGGGGACCUCAUCGACGACAAGAAUUCUACGAUCACGAUGAAGACGACUCCGCCUCCUCCGCUGUCCUCGCCGCCGAUCGCCCUCCCCCACCCACCUCCGAUGCCCAGAUGGCUUGCUCGGAUCUCCACCUCAAAUCCGGCCCACAUCUCUCAACGACCGAACUCGGUCACAACCCCUCAGCCAGGCCGAACCACCAUUGCCGAAACUGAACAACAGACGGCAUCUGGGCCGAAUCGUCAACCAUCCGCGCACCGAACCUGCAACCGUCCGCGGGUCGAACCUACCACCGUUCGCGGCCCGAACCUAGAACCAUCUGCUGUCGGGACCGAAUGGAACCACACGCGGGCCGAACAUGGAUCUUACAUCACAGACGGCCCACUUGGAUCUCCCUACCAUAGCCGGGCUGAACAGCCGAGUCCACGACCACGAACCGAAUUCGUGACGACCACCAAAAAAUGGACCGAACACCUUUACUCGUUCUUCGAAACCGAGUAG